UCAAUUAAACUUCCUGACCUUAAUUUCUCGGAAGAAGCUUUUACCAGCUUUCAAAUUUGAUCUUUCAGCCCGGCUUUGGAAGCCAACUUGCCCACUCCAUGUUCACCCACCCGAACUAGUGCAUCAUCCCCGUUUUCAUUGCCAGAUUUGUAUGCGAUUGAUUUCGUUCUAAAUUUCGUUUGUUGAUUUCGUGUAUUGUACAGCUGGAGUUUGUUUAGCUGAGAAGGAGAUCCGCUGAUUGGUGACAUGACGUUCUUGGCGAUCAUCGUAGCCGCCAUCUUGGGAAUCCUCUGCUCCUCUGCAGAGGGUACUAGCUGUCGUCGACCGAGGAGUUUACGGAAAGGACGUUACGAAUAUCAGAACAGUACAGACUAUGGAUUGACGCAUCUCCCUGUGAAUUACAUCGUGCGCGCAGAGUGUGAGCCUAACGCAACGCUUGUAGGAGAUGAGUUCAUUAUCUGCCAGGACAACGGAAAGUGGAGUGACUACCCAUAUUGCCACGCUCCGCUAGUAUGUUUUCGUCCUCCCGAGAGCCCUGUCAACGGGUAUAUGCGCAUGCGUGGUAAAUCUGCAAGAAGCAUUGCUGUGUAUCGCUGUAACCCUGGUUUCGAGCUCCAUGGACAAAGAACGGUGGUCUGCAACGAGACUACGGGUAGUUGGCAGGGAGAUGUACCUCGAUGUUUCAGACCUCCAUCAUGCCCUGACCCAAACGAACCAUCCGGGAUGCUAGCCUUGGUUCUUGUUGAAAACUCUGGAAUCAAACACGGUGAUCUCUACACCGAACGCACAGUGUUCAACUAUACCUGCCAAACAGGAUACCAUCCAACCGGGGACGUCACAAUCACGUGUCAGAAUGGCACCUGGGAAGCGGAUGCGGAUGUCCCAGAAUGCAACAGGAUCAUCUGUGCCCCACCCAUCCUGGAGCCCAUAGAGAAUGGUACACACAAUAUUGAGAACAGGACCUACCAUGUUGGAGAAAUGGUCCAAUAUGAAUGUAACGAAGGGUAUCUCGUCGAUGGAAUAAGCUGGCAAGUAUGUCAGAGUCACGGUGGACCCAAUGGAAUAUGGUCCGAUAACGUACCAACCUGCAAAGUCGCCAGGUGUCCCCAUCCGGGUUCCCGUCACCUUGACAACGACGAGAUUUCUUUCUCGCCGAGAAACGGACAAGGCGCCACGAAUUCUUGGCCCGUAGGAACGGUGAUGACCCUCAGGUGUCGGUCACAUCUAGAGCUGCUGGGGUCAAGUGAGAGGGUGUGUCAACCUGAUGGUCACUGGAAUGGUACUCUGACGUCAUGCCACAGUGAAGAGUACUACUGUCCCGCCUUGGGGAACCCCAUACACGGCUCCAAAGUCGCCAUUCCGCAGUACAGAGUGAACACCUAUGUCCGUUUUCGAUGUAACGGUGGUUACGAGAUGGUUGGUUCUGAAGAGAGGAUGUGUACGUUUUCUGGGGAGUGGACUGGAGAGAUGCCAAGAUGCAUGAGUCGUGAUGAGUUCGACGAAUUUGCUCGAGUGACGAGCGGCCUGGGAAAGGCCUUCGACGAAAUGGCCAUCGACGGGGGCUUUGGGGUCGGUUUCAAUAACACCACUUUAAACUCCGGUAGUAGACGAAGGAAGCGUACAAUCGAUCUAUCAAACUCUUCCGCCCUGGAUAUCUACUUUGCGUUUGAUGCGUCGAAUAGCGUUGGACUUGAAAACUUCGAGAAAGGCAAACGAUUUGCCAAGCUUCUAGUGGACAAGCUUGAUGAGAACAUUUUGGCUGGCGGAACCCGAGUCGGAGCAUUGUACUAUUCGUCUCAAUCUAUGCGGGCUUUCAACGUGAACGAAUACAGAUCCACGGAUGGUGUGACUUCAGCCAUCGAUACUCUCAUACAUUACAAAAGCGAUGGAACUAACUUACCAGCUGCUCUGAUCAACAUCAAAGAAAUGGUGGCUGAAACUCUUGGUGAUACACCAGACAACACCAGAAGAGUUCUCUUCAUCAUCACUGAUGGUUUUAGUAACGUAGGUGGCGCCCCUUCGGAACACGCUCUCACGCUCAAGGAAGAUUUAGGCUUCAAGAUACACUGCAUAGGAAUUAGCCAGAAGACGGAUAAGAAAGCACUUGCCGAAAUCGCCUCUCGGCCCAUCAUCGAACAUGUCUUUUAUCUUUCGGAUUAUAUCGAGCUUGACGAGGCCGUGGACAUCAUCACUAAUACAAAGAGAUCUUACGAGGAAUGUGGCAAAUCGGGAAAUACUAUUGUGGCGAGGUCUCGAAUUGUGGGCGGGGUGGACGCUAAGUCUGGGGCGUGGCCAUGGCAAGCAGCUCUUUAUGAUACAGCAACAAAUGACCUUCUGUGCGGUGGUUCUCUAAUCCGGAAGAACUGGGUCCUGACUGCAGCACACUGCUUUCGCGGACUGUUCUCUUUAACCAGGGAUACCACGACAGUCUAUCUCGGGUUGACAGAUAGGUCUGGCGAUCUGCCAAGGUCACAGCAGUUUGACAUUGCCCAGCUCAUCUUCCAUCCACAAUACAGCGUCGAAGGUAGUGCACAGCAUAACGAUGUCGCCCUCUUGCGGUUGGAUCGUGAAGCUGAGCUCAACCCGUAUGUGCGUACGGUGUGUCUUCCACCAAGCUCUGUGACAGAUCCAUUGAAAGCCAAUUGGUACCUGAAGCCAGACAGGGUGGCCAAAGUCACAGGCUGGGGUCACAGCGACAUACGACUGCCUGACGAACCGAUCGAUCCUGCAACCAAGAAUCUCCAGGAAGUCGACGUACCCCUCGUGUCAGCGACAGAAUGCCGAAGAGUGAUGCAAGACAACAACCAGAUCCCAGUCGACACCACGACCGAACUUUGCGCGGGAGCGGACCAGCGGGAUGCGUGUAAUCUAGAUUCUGGCGGUCCCUUGGUCGUGAGUCGUAAUGGUAUCUACAGGCAGGUUGGGAUCGUGAGUUAUGGUCUAGGGUGUGGGCUGCAGAAUACCUACGGUGUCUACGCAAGACUUCCACACUUUGUCGAGUGGGUAGAAAAGACGAUUCAAGAGAAUCAGUGAUAUCUGUGAGUCGGUAAAAGUGGAAAGGGACAAAUCUAUAUAUUUUUUUGUUGUUGUUUUGUUAUUGUUCCAAUUUUAACAUAACAAGAUUGUCUCAUACAAUAGAUUUAACAAGAGAAUAUAUUAUAAUGAAAUAUUGUUAGACAUGUAAACAUAGAAAAGAAAUAAAAUGUGAAAUAUGGGGUACCUGCCCAAUAGUAAAACUUGUAUAUUAUAUGUUCGCGAAUAGAAUACCAAAAAUAUUGCACCUGAAUUCGAUAGCAAGACAGAAAGACGUAUGUGUUUGAGUAUACUGGCACAUUGGCAAUAUGAAUAUCAAGCGGGAAAAAAGUGUGGUACAUACAGAAUUCGUGCAUAUAGCCAUAGUAUAUAUGAUUGUAUGAAUAUAUCAAAGUUACAUUUUGUUACAUCACGUACACAUUCUACACCAGUCUUAAAUCACGCCGAAAUACAUAUCACAUUUUGAAGAUGCCCAUUUUAUGUAUAUUAUGCUCCGCUGCUAAUGGGAAUAUCUACGUGUUUCACAUUGUGAGAACAAAAUAAUCCAUUGAUUUGAUUCAAUAUUCAUUUGUCUAUCUAGCAGGUGAACUGUUUUGAAGCAAACGCCUUCGCGUAAACAUUUGAAGAAAAAAACAUAGCCAAAGUAGGGCAAUUUUUAUUGAAAAACACUGACUAAUCAGAUAAUACAAAUGGUUUGUAUUGGCUUAACGAAGUGGAGUGAAAUCCACUUCUUUGGAGUUGAAUCGACUCCAAGGUAUUGGUUAAAUAUCUCUUUUCUUUAGAGAGAAAGUGGAUUCCACUCUAAUUGAAGCGAUCUCAAAUGACCCCCCCCCCCCCCUCUCAACAUCAAAAUAUGGAUGUCAACUCCUGUACGGUAAGAACAUGGCAAGUGAGAGGGUUGCAUUACUAUGCAGAUAGCAACAAAUGACAACAAAAUAAUGAAUGGUUAUUGAAAUACUAAAGUUUCAUAAUGGCAGCCAUGCUGAAGUUGGGUAAUAAUGUGGAGUGCGGUUCAAGCCUGACUGACGUGAGCGCUAUACAAGAGCCAGAAGUUAUUAGUUGUCGUAGAAGUAUUGUUGUUUUUGUUGUUGUUGUUGUUGUUGUUGUUGUUGUAUAUACUGGCGUCAUAUUCUAUAAUCAUCACAGCCAUGGCUAUCGAUGAUUUAAAGAUGAAUUAGAGAAAUGGCAAAGGCAUGCCGGAAGCCAAUAUUAUUUUUAAACAAAAACGGCUAAUGUAGCGGUAAUGAGUAAACGAAUUUGAUCAGCGCAGGUAACUCGUGCAAAAUAAAUUGAUAUAGCAAAUCAACUUUGUCUGUUAAAGAUAAACUUGAGUUCUGGUAAAAAAAAAAAAAAAAUUAUUUCUCACA
This is a messenger RNA of Strongylocentrotus purpuratus (purple sea urchin), 4400 nucleotides long. Its product is annotated as complement factor B-like. Gene Ontology annotation, cellular component: extracellular region. Gene Ontology annotation, biological process: proteolysis; complement activation. The record is from RefSeq and is a predicted model, not a curated record. Lineage: Eukaryota; Metazoa; Echinodermata; Echinoidea; Camarodonta; Strongylocentrotidae. The transcript is spliced from 16 exons. Bases 247 to 3033 code for a protein of 928 amino acids. Gene Ontology annotation, molecular function: serine-type endopeptidase activity.